AUGGGAUCCACUUACAGUGGAUCCCAUCUGACAAAAUCCUUUCAAUCCAGCGUUGGCUGGAUAACACGGAUACAUAUUACCCUCUUGGAUAUCCAGGCACCAUUGAGAGAUAUUGUGAACAUCACCACAGGAGACAUUGUAAAAGUCAAUUCUACAGUUGACUUGACUCCUUACGUACCUGCCAAACAAGAUUUCUUCAUUUAUACAUUGAAAAACUAUUACGAAAAGGGGUUGGAAGGAGUGUAUGGAGAACCAUACAAGGUUUUGGGAAGUACAGUUGCCAUUUAUUAUUCUCAAUUAAUGUACGAUCCAGAAAUUUACAAACUAAACAAGACGAAAUCAUUGGUUGGAUUGGCCAAAGUUAAUCUUUCACUAGAAACGAUUGUAAACUUUCUCUCCAAGAUUGAAUUACUGGGAAGAGGUUACGUUCUGGUAGCUCAGGACAAUUUCAUUGUCAUUGGUGGAUCCAUCGAUACCAUUUCAGGAGAUGGUUUAAAUAGCACAAACAUCUUUGAUGUCAAGUCGAGAAAUGCUGGUUCACUAAUGAAACAAUUCUACGAGUUGAACAAUAGAACAUUUAGUAUUUUGCCAUCUGUGAUGAAAAUUGUGGGAGAAUCUGAUGGUGUUAGCUAUAUCAUUACUCCGUACAAGUAUGUUUUGGAAAAUAUGCAGUGGAACAUUUUCUUUGUUUUGUACGAAUCAGAGGUGACUGAAGCUUUGAUUUUGACAACUUCAAUUUCUAUUGGUGUCACUGUUGGAAUUAUUGUUCUUGGAAUUGUUGGAAGUUUUGUUACUGGACUAGUUGUUUCGAGACCUAUGAAGUUCUUGGAGAAGCAAUUCGAAAGAAUCAAAGUUCUUGAUUUGGGUAGUGUUUCGAAUAACAGUUCCAUGUUUAGAGAAGUGAACUCAAUUUUCAAUAAUUUGAAGAAUACAGUUGAGUGGCUUGCUGAAAUUAAAACUUUCAUUCCUCAAUCAGUAUUUGAACAGAUUCAAAAUGAACACUUAGAACAUGUUGAAAAUCAACAAGAAUUGGAAAAGAAUGCAGAAAUAUCAAGAAAUUCAAUUUCUGCCUCAAACGCCUCCAGAAGUCACUUUUCAAGUAAGAGCACAAUGAAAAAGGGUCAGCACGCCUCCAAUUUAUUCAAGAUGGGUUUAUCCAAGAAGGGUUGUGCAGUUAUUCAUGUCAAAAUUGAUGGACUGUCAUCAAAAUCUCCUGACAGUAUUACAACUAUUUUUGGAGAUAUUGUAAACCUUCUUGGUCCAAUUGUAAAACUAUCUCAAGGAAAUUUAAACGUCUUCUCAUGUGAUGAAUUUCAAUUAUCACUGAAUAGUAACAGUGUAGAUGUAAGACUUCAAGAAAAGGCAUUUGAUGCAGCUUUGAAAAUUGUAAAGGUAAUUGAAAGUUUACAAAAGAAAAUCACAGCCAGGGUUGGUGUUUCUAUUGGAGAUGGUUAUGUUGGAAAUAUUGGAUCUUCAACUGCAAGAUAUUUCAGUAUGGUUGGCUCAGUUUCUGAACAGGCAAAGACCUCUCAAUUGGCCUCUAAAUUCAAUGUUAAAAUCAUUACUGACGAUUGCUCAAUUUCCUCCUCACAGAAAUUAGUGUAUAGACCUCUAGAUAGGAUUCAAAAAGUAACCGAAACUUCAGACGAUUCAAUUUUCACAAUAUAUGAUGUCAUUGCUCAAAAGUUAGAUGAUCAAGAUGACGAAUGGUUGUACUCUUUGGAAAAUUCCAAAAAGAAUAACAAAUUCCAAGAAUACUCAAAGGUAUUUGAUCUUUUCACCACUCAAUAUUGGAAAGCUCAUGAAAAUCUUUCACAAUCUGAUGCUGUUGGAUAUGUUGGUCAUGCAUUCCAAAUAUUGAAACAAUUCUCAGAGCAGGAAUUUAAGAAUCAUGAUGUUUCUUGCGAUAGAAUCAUUUCAUGUCUCAGUUUCAUUCUUGAUAAUCAGCAAUCUUUCAAAUCAUGUGAAUCAAUUUGCAAAUAUUUGACAUCGUAUUCUAAUGUUGCAUCUUUUGAACUUGUCAAUAAAAGAGAUUGA
Molecule: messenger RNA, 2037 nt
Organism: Naegleria gruberi
Lineage: Eukaryota; Heterolobosea; Eutetramitea; Acrasida; Naegleriidae
Exons: 1
Coding region: 1-2037 (678 amino acids)
Source: RefSeq, a predicted model, not a curated record